UUGCACCUUCUCUGUGUAAAAAUUUGUAAUUUUGUACAAAACCAUGAUCUAGUGUUCUGAAUUUCAGUUCCCAAUUUUACAUCACAUGAUUAUCCAGUAAACUUUAUCUUACCAUUCACUGUUAUAAAUUAGUCUGAAAUCAAUUUGGUUCACUCAAAAAUUUGUUCUUUUGUAAAAUUCUGAAAAAGGGGUUUUGGGGUUUUAGUCUAAAAUCAAUUUGAGUCUCUCAAAGAUUUGUUCUUUUUUGUAAAUUGAGAAAAGGGGUUUUGAGUUAUUGUGAUUUUAGUGAAUGGGAUCAUCUGGUUUCUUUAUAAUUUGUGUUCUACAUUCACUAAUAGCUACUGUUAGUGGUGUUUUAAUAAUGUUCUAUUUGAAUGAAAUUUCUGUACUUGGACAUGGUAUUGAAACAGCAAAAAAGUUGUUAGGAUCAACCCCACAUGACCAAUUGGUGAUUAAAACAUCUGAUUCAUUUGUUGGAUUGCUGUUAUGUGUAAUUGGGUUGUUGUUAUUUAUGGUGUCAUUUGUUAAGGAGAGGGAAUUUCAAAGCUUUUUCGCGAAAGGCUGUGUCUUUCUUCAUGUAGCAAUGGGGUUAUGGAGAGUGUGUUUUGAGAGGAAGCUUGAGGAUUUGGCUUAUGAUUGGCCAAGACAACUUGUUGGUGAUUUUGUUUUAGCACUUUCUUGGGUGUUUUUUCUUGUUAAUUCAUGGAGGGAAAAGUAUGAUUAGAAAGAUUGUUACUUUGUGAUGGUUAAGUAAAUUGGUUAUGCAUUUGAGUGUCUUGUCUUGAUCAGAAUCAGACUAAUUGGAUCACUUGAAAAGAUUGUGGUAGUUGCUGUUUGGUGCAAAUUGGAGGUACUUUACCUGCUUGAAUAUUCAUGUAACUAUUUCCUGCAUCUCCUAAACUGUAAAUUACAAUGAAAUAAAGGGAUCAAGAGAUAAGUAAUCCUUGAUUUUUCCUUCUUAUUGUACUGAUAAUGUUGAGAAAUGAAAGAAAGGUGGCAAUUUUGAUACUUAGUUUGUAUUACUUUUUUACUUUUCUUUUUUUCAUUAUCAAACCAUAUCUGCAAAUAUAUAGUAUACUUGAUUGAAUCUUUGUAUC
Messenger RNA from Lycium ferocissimum, 1097 nucleotides. RefSeq lists its product as uncharacterized. The coding region runs from base 290 to 724 and encodes 144 amino acids. The transcript has a single exon. NCBI's taxonomy places the organism in Eukaryota, Viridiplantae, Streptophyta, Magnoliopsida, Solanales, Solanaceae. The record is from RefSeq and is a predicted model, not a curated record.